CGACGCAAACCUGAAUCUCGCCACACAGAAAAUGCCUCAGAUCGAGAGCGAUACCGAGGCUGUCAGCAGACGAAUUGCCAACAACCGAAUAUAUCUACCGUUCUCUCUCCUGGCCUUCACGGUUGUCUCCAUGAUGCUAAUAAUGGAAGAAAAAGCUUCCAAUAUAAAGGUGACUCUCAACAUGCUUGGCCUGGAGCCAAUGACCUACUGGUUCUCCUGGCUCCACGCUCGGCUCUGUGUGGGCAUUCCUCUGACCGUGAUGGUGACCAUAGUCUGGCUGAAGAAAAGUUCUGGCUACAACGUGCACGUGUAUCGCGAGGUAUUCGCCCCGUGGUUUCUGCUGAUGGUGCUCAACAACAUCACCUUUUCAAUCGUCUUGUCUCUGUUUUUGACCAAUGCGAGGUUCGCCACUGUGUACACGCUAGUUGUUUACAUCUUUUGGAAUUAUCUCUCGGAGCUGACGUUUUCAAGUUCCAUCACAGUUCCAGACUUUCUUGUCGGUCCGUUUUUGUUCUCGCAUGGAGCAAGGCUGUGUGUGGACGCCAUGUUUAGGAAGGACACCUUGUAUCUUUCUAAAAGCGACACAAGCAACGAAGACAAAAGAUUUAUCGAAGGUGUUCUCUACAUGACACUAAACAGUGUCCUUAACUGUGCUGUCGUGUGGGUGGUGGAAUGUAGAGGCCGUGGUGAGAGUCCAAUGAUUCGUUUUCUAAAGAAAAAACUUCCGGCUUCACAACAAAGUACAAACUACAAAUUCACAAAAACAAAUGCAUUAUUUUUUGAGACUUCCAAUGUUAGCGUCCGUCCCGGCAUUGAAAUCAAGGAUUUAGUGAAGGUGUACGGCAGUGAAACGGUAGUGUCCGGCGUAACUUUAGACAUCUACCCCAAUGAAAUCACGAUGCUACUUGGCCAUAAUGGUGCCGGUAAAACCACCACCAUUUCAAUGAUACUAGGUCUGACCCCCAUCACCCAUGGUGUGAUCAAGAUCAGUGGAGCGGACGUCCGUACGAACAUGACCUCCAUCAGGAAGACGCUGGGCUUCUGUCCGCAGUACGACAUGUUCUUCCCCCGGCUCACUGCCUAUGAGCAGCUGCAGUUCUUUUCUCGGAUGCGCAACAACUACACGACGCGAGGAGAUGUUCUGACCGUCCUGACUGAGUUGGGGGUUGCCGAUAAGAUCGAUAUCGACCCGAUCAAUUUGUCUGGUGGACAAAGACGUAAGCUGUCCGUAGCUAGCGCCUUCGCUGGUGACACCAAGACAAUAUUCCUUGACGAACCAUCAACUGGCCUCGACCCAGGUGCCAGGAGAGACCUCUGGAAGUUUUUAACCAAAUGGAAGUCAGGCCGCACAAUCGUCAUGACGACCCACUUUAUGGACGAGGCAGAGAACUUGAGUGACAGAAUAGCCAUUAUGGCCAGGGGUGUUGUCCAGUGCUAUGGAUCUCCAACGUUUUUAAAAAAAGUGUAUGGUGUCGGCUAUAAGUUGACUCUCGUCAAGGCGCAGAAUUGUGUAGAGGAGAUCGUCAGGCAACACAUCAUCUCAACUUUUACCAAAGCUAAAUUUCUGUCUUCGACGAUUUCGGAGAUGAAUUUUGUUUUACACGAGAAGGGAGUCAAAUCAUUCCCUAAGUCAUUGAACGUCCUGGAACAGAAGAUGAGCCGACUGAAAAUACUGUCGUAUGGACUGUCCCGGACUUCAAUGGAGGACGUUUUUCUCAGGGUUGGAGACGAGCGAGAUGAAGUUGAGGAUGAAAUAUUUUCCAGUGAUCAGGACGAUGCAGUCGAAUCACCAGCACAAACAAUAAAAAUGUCACCACAAUCCAGUCAAACGGUAAAAGAGAUAGACACAAUCGGCGGCCAAGAAGUCACCCUUGCGGAGACUGGGGAAAACACAUUGGUCAUCCAAGACGAGGUACAUGAGGAGACUGGGGACGCGGAGGUGGUUAGCCCAUCAGCAGCCCAAGAUGGAAUCCUGGAGGAUUCAGCAGACGGCCCGGCAGAGUCUAACAACCAGAUCGACAUUGGUAAACCAAUGGAAACGCAAGACGCACCAAUCAAAAGCAUAAAUCCAGUUAUAAUAGAAACGAAUCAAUGUGCUGUGAACACACUAAACCAUGGAUCGGCACUGAGGCGACAACAAUUCCAAGCCUUGUUUAUUAAAAGAUGGAUAAUAAUCAAACGAAACUGGGCUACAUUUUUUAUUCUAAUGGGGUUUAGCGUGAUUAUCGCAGGAUUGCUGGUGUGGGCCUCCUACACUCACAACCAGGCGCCGCCACUGUACUUCAAGACAGACAACUAUAGAGAAAAGUGCGUAGCUGUCCGCCGGUCUUCUGACCCCGCUGCUACCGAUAUAUACAAAAGUCUGCAGGCUCUAUUGCCAUCUGACUAUCAUAUAGUUGAACUAGACGAUUCUCUGUCCUUUGACGAUUCUCUCAAAGCAUGGGCGAGAGAGCAUUCUGCCGAACGUUAUACACAGAAAAUUCUAAUGGGCUUUGAUAUCGCGAGUCCGCCACAAGCCAGCACGGUGCAUUAUCAAGGCUCCUACGUUCACAGCGAAGGUGUGGCGGUAAACCUUUUCCUAAAUGCCUACACCCAAUCAAUCUUUGGACAAAACAUCUCCAUCCUGAGCGGUGUUUUCUCUCUGGGGCAACUCAAGUCCGAUAACUCUACACCAAUCAAGACGUUGCAUGCCAUACACCUAUCAAUGCUUCUAAUACAGAUCUUAGUCCUUAGCUGGCUGUCCACUGAAAAAAGCUGCGGAGCCAAACACUUAGAGAUGAUCAGUGGUAAGCCGUUUUGGAUGUCGUACUUAUCCAACUGGGUGUUCGAUGUGAGCCUGCUGCUGUCGUGCACCCUGCUGAUGUGGCUGGUCACCUUCGUGCAACACACCGUCACCUUCCUGCUGCAGCAGCUCCCCAUGCUGGCUGCCAUGCACGUCUUAUACAUCACCAGCGUCCUGCCGCUCAUUUACACCUUCCAAAUUGUCUUUAAAAAUGCAACAACUGCAAUUUUUGCUUUCCUGGUAUACAACGUAUUAACUGUUGUAGCAUACUUUGUCAGCAUGAUAUUUAUCAACCGAACUAUCGGAUACCUUGGACUACAUAUAAUGAGCGUCGCAUCCCCUAACGCCAACCUAGGCUUCUUCCAUGUAUCGUUAGGUCUAAGCCCAUCGCUGCAGGUCACGUUUGAAAUGAACCAAAACAAACUCUUAUACUCUUCUGGGAGUACGCUGUGUUUCUUCGUGAUCGCGUUCUUCUUGGAAUACUUCAGUAUCAGAGGGUUCAGGUGUAAGAACACGGGAUCAGUGAUUGACUACAUAACAGUAAAGGUCGAGGAAAAGACUUUGAGAGUCAUAGAAAAUAAAACUCUGACGCAGUGUGAUGACGAUGUGAUAGCGGAGAAUCAAAGAAUUGCUAACACUGACUUACAUGCGUUGUUCGAGUCAGAUGCGCUAAUUCUGGAUAAGGUGUGCAAAAAGUUUAUGGUCUGCACCAGAGUCUUCACAGCUGUGGAGGGCACCAGUCUGGGCAUACCGAAAAACGAAUGCUUUGGUUUGCUCGGGCAGAACGGCGCUGGGAAGUCAACGACCUUCAAGAUGCUCAUAGGAGAAUUGAAUAAUACAUCCGGCCAGAUAUAUCUGAGUGGUCUAGCACUAGGCUCACAUAAAUUACAAAUUUAUACAAUGAUUGGCUACUGCCCGCAAUACGAUUACCUCCACGGAGACCUGACAGCCAGGGAAUCUCUGUACCUAUUCGGGCGUUUUAGGGGGAUCGCUGAACAAGAACUAAACGCCGUAAUCGAAUACCUAAUCACCGCUCUGAUGCUGGAUGCUCACGCUAACAAACAGUCCAAGUUCUACAGUCUAGGCAACAAGCGAAAACUGUCCAUUGCUCUUGCUGUGAUUGGGAACCCCCCGUUUGUGAUGCUGGAUGAGCCAACGUCUGGCAUGGACGUCAUCGCUAAACGAGCAGUCUGGAAACUGCUGCAGAAUGUCAGAUCUCUCGGUUCUACCUUAAUCCUAACCUCACACAGCAUGGAAGAAUGCGAAUUGUUAUGCACAAGACUGACCAUCAUGGUCCGGGGGAAAAUGAUGUGCCUGGGCAGCCCCCAGCAUCUGAAGUCGAAAUAUGCGCAGGGAUACACGGUGACUGUAAAGGUGAAGGACGAGACUGGCGGAAGUACUAGCAUCGCCACUGAUUACCUGAAGAAAUGUUUUACGUCAGCGGAGGUGUUUUGUCAAAUGGAGUCGUAUCUUCAUCUCCAAAUCCCAUCUGGAGUAGUCUCCCUGCCCCUGAUGUUUAAACUGAUGGAACAAGCUAAACAAGAUCUCCAGCUUCAAGACUACUCUAUACAACAGACCACAUUGGAGCAAGUCUUCCUCAUGUUCAUGAAUAAAAAUAAAGCCUAA
This is a messenger RNA of Physella acuta, 4408 nucleotides long. Its product is annotated as ATP-binding cassette sub-family A member 2. Gene Ontology annotation, molecular function: lipid carrier activity; ATP hydrolysis activity; ATP binding. Gene Ontology annotation, biological process: transmembrane transport; lipid transport. Lineage: Eukaryota; Metazoa; Mollusca; Gastropoda; Physidae. Gene Ontology annotation, cellular component: intracellular membrane-bounded organelle; membrane. The record is from RefSeq and is a predicted model, not a curated record.